This is a messenger RNA of Schistocerca cancellata (South American locust), 636 nucleotides long. Its product is annotated as gonadotropin-releasing hormone receptor-like. The transcript is spliced from 4 exons. Gene Ontology annotation, molecular function: corazonin receptor activity. Gene Ontology annotation, cellular component: membrane. The record is from RefSeq and is a predicted model, not a curated record. Gene Ontology annotation, biological process: neuropeptide signaling pathway. The coding region runs from base 1 to 636 and encodes 211 amino acids. NCBI's taxonomy places the organism in Eukaryota, Metazoa, Arthropoda, Insecta, Orthoptera, Acrididae.
AUGCUUGUCAUGGUUCCGUCACAUUUGUACCGGCCAUGGGAGCUUACGCCGACUGAUGUGCUGGCACGGUACGUGUCUGCGUCCUGUGCGCCGUCGUUGGUUAUAGCCAUUUUCCACGUGGAGAGGGGCCCGUUCUGCGAGCUGUUCCUGCAGUGCGUGACGUACGGCUUCUACACGGAGCCGUGGCAGGAGCAGCUGUACGCCGCCUUCAGCCUCAUGUGCAUGUUCGUGCUGCCGCUCGCCAUCCUCAUCGGCACAUACGUGUCCACUUUCAUCACCAUCUCACGCAGCGAGCGCGCGUUCCGGCUGGAGGCGGAGCGCGGCAGCAAGGGCGGCGUCGGCGGCGGGGGCGGCGACGCGGCGGGCGACAACCGGCGCCGCCUCAUCCGGCGAGCCAAGGCCACCUCGGUGCGCAUCUCGCUGCUCAUCGUGGCCGCCUUCGUCGUCUGCUGGACGCCCUACUACACCAUGAUGAUCAUCUUCCUCUUCCUCAACCCGGACAAGCACCUGAGCGAGGAUUUGCAGUCGGGGAUUUUCUUCUUUGGGAUGUCCAACAGCCUGGUGAAUCCUAUUAUCUACGGUGCCUUCCAUCUGUGGAGACCAAGACGUAAAAGUAGAAGUGAAUAUCGCAGGUAA